This is a messenger RNA of Aplosporella prunicola CBS 121167, 2541 nucleotides long. RefSeq lists its product as uncharacterized. The transcript is spliced from 2 exons. Lineage: Eukaryota; Fungi; Ascomycota; Dothideomycetes; Botryosphaeriales; Aplosporellaceae. Gene Ontology annotation, molecular function: protein tyrosine phosphatase activity. The record is from RefSeq and is a predicted model, not a curated record. The coding region runs from base 1 to 2541 and encodes 846 amino acids. Gene Ontology annotation, biological process: protein dephosphorylation.
AUGCCGCCCCCAUUGCGUCUGAACGACGCCCGCUCGCCCCUAGUCCAAGACCAGGGUGCACGAACUCCCAGUCCCAAUUACUUUGGUCUCACCAUCGAUUCCUCCGCCGACGUCUUCUCGUCCAGCGCCGCCCAGCACGCCCGCGCAAACUGGAGUCCGCCCACGUCAAAUGUUCGCUCGGCUGCCGCUGCCUCGCCCCGCGUCAUCCCCGUCGACCAUAACCCCGAGUACGAAGCCUUCAAGAAGCAGGCCGAAGAGAACAAGCCCUUCAGUUUCGGCGGCCUGUCGCAAUUCAGCAUCAAUCUCCCCAACGUACCCAUGAACCUGUCAAGCCCACCGGGCUCUGGCUCGCGGCCAGUAAAAAAGCCUGGUGACGUCGCGUCACCGUCUCAUACCGGCACCCCCGGUUCGCCCCAGAGCGCCGAGUCCAAUGGCUCCUUGUUGUCUCCCGGAAAACCUCGUUCUCCCAAGCGUAUGCUUUCGUCUGACUCCAACGUGUUUCCAAACCGCGCUCGUCGUCAUUCUCCAGCGACUUUUGAAGAUUUAGAGUCGGAUGGAAAUGAUCCACCACGAUUUGCAGACAACAGGCCUUCCUUGCCUGCUCCUCUUGCCAGAAACAUCUCGAGCCAGUCUGGACAUCAUCGGGCCGAGACUCUGCCCGUCAACUUUGAUGGCGACGCUCAAGGGCGUGGCGACCCAAUCAUGGUGACGCCACAGCAUGUCGUCAAUCUGAUUGAGUCGUCCGAGGACGAAAUUCUUUUGCUGGAUCUGCGCGUCUCCACCCAAUAUGCUGCUUCCAGAAUACGUGGCGCGCUCAGCCUCUGCAUCCCUACAACCCUUCUCAAGCGGGAGUCAUUCAACGUUGAGAAGCUGGCUGAUACGUUCAGUGACAAAGAAUCAAAGAGCAAAUUCUUGAAUUGGAAAAGCAGCAAAUACAUUAUUGUUUAUGAUGCCAGCUCAUCACAACUCAAAGAUGCUGUUUCCUGCAUCAACACUUUAAGAAAGUUUGCUUAUGAAGGCUGGAGAGGCGCGUCCUAUGUAAUACGCGGCGGCCUCACUGAGUUUUCAGCCAAGUUCCCCAAGUUCAUUGUCAACGGCAAGCAGGAGACGGGUGGAGUGCGGAAGAAGCCCAACUUGAAGCUCGGUGGUAUGCCUGGUAUGCCAGGUCCUGCUCCCGUCAUUGGUGGAUGUCCUAUGCCAGCAACGCAGAACGCAGCGAAUCCCUUCUUCGGCAACAUCCGUCAAAACAUGGAUCUCAUUGGCGGCGUGGGACAGAUGCCAGUCAAACGCCCGGCGGCCAUGUCCCAAACGACGGAAGCCGAAAUACCAGCUUGGCUUCGUGACGCUUCUGAGGAGAAGGACAACGGUGCCACUGUUGCCGACAAGUUUCUGCAUAUCGAGAAAAGAGAACAGAAGCGCAUGCAAGAUGCGCUUUCAGGCAAAGUUGUUUACGGCAACCCGGGCCCCGGAGAACAAAAGAACGGUAUCCAGAUCGCAGGCAUCGAAAAGGGAACAAAAAAUCGCUACAACAACAUUUGGCCGUUUGAGCACACACGCGUCAAGCUGCAGGACGUGCCGACGGAAGGUUGCGACUAUUUCAAUGCUAAUCAUAUUAGACCGCCUUGGUCUAACAAGCGAUACAUUGCGACUCAGGGUCCGAUACCUGUCACCUUUGCUGACUUCUGGAACGUUAUCUGGCAACAAGACGUCAGGGUCAUUGUCAUGUUGACCGCCGAGAAAGAAGGCGGCCAGGUGAAGGCGCAUAAUUACUGGGGAGAGCAACAGUAUGGCGAUUUCCGCCUCAAUUUCCACACCGAACAUCGUGCGUCGUUGGAGCCGGACGAUAUCAAACGCCACCACCAAAAGAGUGCCAUGCGGCGCCAAUCCACGCAACACGAUGGACCGGGCUCAAUGCAGAGCCAGCCAGUUGUUCAGCCUGAAAUAAUCCCCUCUCCCAACUCGGACGUACCGUAUGUCAUCGUUCGAAAGUUUACGCUUUCAAACACUAGACUUCCAUUCGAACGUAUGCGGGAAAUCACCCAGCUUCAAUACUCCAAUUGGCCGGACUUUGGCGCUCCUGCUCAUCCGGCGCACCUGCUUGGUUUAGUCGAACAGUGUGACGCCGUGGUCCGACAGAUUGAAGGCGGAUCUUUCGAUGGGCCCGACGAGUCAAAGGGACGACCGGUUCUGGUGCACUGCAGCGCCGGGUGCGGGCGUACGGGUACCUUCUGUACCGUUGACAGCGUCAUUGACAUGCUCAAACGGCAAAGAGUAACUAGAUCAGAGCGUCAAGCAACGCCCAUGGAUUUAGACUCCAAGCCAACCCCAUCCAAGAAGGACGACAACCCGUUCUUCGGAUAUGAUGUCACUGACACCAGCGGCGAUAAUGACGACACAUGGGUCUCGCGAGACGACAUAGACCUCAUCGAGAAGACUGUUGAGACAUUCAGGAACCAACGGCUUAGCAUGGUGCAGAGUCUACGACAGUUCGUGUUAUGUUACGAGAGUGUGUUAGAAUGGUUGCAGCAACAGCGGCAGUAG